UUCUCCUUCCCUUCUCAGUCUCCUCCUCGGAAGUAGACGUCCGUGUCUAUAUUCCGUUCAUUUUAUUUUUAAUAUCAGUUUGGAAGGAUCCCUUUUAGUUUUUUUAAAUACCCCCACCAAAUUUUACGGCAAACAUGGAGGCGAAGCUGGACGCUUAAAAAAAUGACGGAAUCCGAUCUGCUCCUCUAUUUUACCUCAGUUUAAUGGACCGGAUGAUCUGCGUUUCCCACAACCUUGCAGGGGAGGUAGCUGUAUCCAGUGGGGAGGUAGGCUUUUCCAGGGUUUGUGAUGAAGUUCACCAAACCCCUGGAAAGCCGGAAACUGUCAUCUCUUCUAGAGAAGGCAGUUUCUAGGGAAGCCAAACUAUGGAAGGUUUACGUGCCAAAGAAACCUACCAACCAGGAUACAGAUAUUUCCCCUGAAAAGCGUGAUGAGGCCGUCCGCUGGUUGAGAGAUGUGCAUUCCCAGCUCAAACUCUAUCCAGAGACCCUGUGCCUGGCCAUCGGCAUCCUGGAUCGCUUCCUCUCCACCAUUAAGGCCCGCCCAAAGUACCUGCGCUGCAUCGCCAUCUCUUGCUUUUUCCUGGCUGCUAAGACCAGUGAGGAAGAUGAGCGGAUCCCUUCUCUGAGAGAGCUGGCGUCCAGCAGCAAAUGUGGCUGUUCUCCAUCUGAAAUCUUGCGGAUGGAGAGGAUUGUUCUGGAUAAGCUGAACUGGGACCUGCACUCUGCCACUGCAUUGGACUUCCUUUACAUCUUCCAUACGAUGGUUUUGAGCUGUAAGUCAGGGCGUCUGAGCGCGGCGCUGUCGGGUCUGAACCCAUCGCAGCACGUGGCUCUGCUCACCCAGCAACUCUUCCACUGUCUGGCCCACAAUGCACUGCUGCAGGUGCGCGGCUCUUUGCUGUCCCUCGGCCUCAUCACGCUGGAGCUGGAGAAACUCUGCCCUGAUUGGCUCGCUCUCACUGUCGACCUGCUGCACAGAUUGCAGAUCGACAGUUCUCAGCUGAUCUGCUGUCGAGAGCUAGUCGCACGUUGCCUGUCCACACACACGGCUUCCCUGCCUCCUAACACUGUGUACAUCUGCCGUCCCCUACCGGAGCCUCGGGACGAGGGAGUCCUGCACGUCUCCCUGGCCCCGACUGCACCCUCUGACCCCAACAGCACCCACAGCCGCUCAGCCAAGCGCAAGGUGGAGCAAAUGGAGGUGGACGAGUACUUCGAUGGGAUCAAGCGCCUGUACAAUGAGGAGAAUCCCCAGGAGGGGGCGCUCCUGUGCACGGCGCAAACAGUAGGAGGAGGACAACCAAACGCUGGUUCCUCUCCCUGCCCGCCUCUCCAGCCUGUCAGAGAAACCUAGAGGAAGAAGAAAACAGCCAAACGAUCACACAACCGCAGCAGCCUCGGCCAUCACUGCACCUCAGAGCAGCAGAAAGAUAAGACAGAAAUACUAACACAAACAUAUCCUGUGCAUGAUGACACUUCAUGAAACCAAAAAAAGCAGACAAAAACAAAAAAAUCUAUAUAUAAAUGAAAAAACGAGUGCAAAAAAAGUAGGAAUAUCUUUCCCUCCAUCCAUCUGUGACGCUUGUAUCGUUCCUGUUUGUCUUUUUUUAUGUGUACUUUUAUCUUUCACUUCAUCUAUAACCUUCACUCUGUUUAUUUUGACUCUACUCGAGUGCUCUUAAGACUUUUGAUAUAUUUUAAUGUGCUAUAUACAUAUAUAUGCUCACUUAUCUGCGCGUAUAUAUGCAUAAACACGGCCAUGAUUGAAAGAGUGUGUCAUUUCUAAAGAUGUAUAUUAGUUUUUGUACAAAUAUACACUCUCGUUCAUGGCUGAGUUCAAUUGCUUGUGAUUGAAUGUGUGUGUGAGCGUUUGAAGGGUGAUAUUAUCCCUAUCACUUCCUUAUAUUGAGCAUUAACAAUGAGCUAGUGUUAUCUGUGGCGUUAGAUCACACUGUUAGAUGAACUGUUUGUUGCUUGUUCUAAGCCUAGUAAUGUAACCGUUAUAUUGAGUAGAUUAACAUGCAUACGAGUCUGAACUAACACGCUUUUUUGACCUUUACCAUUCCUUUGCUGAUCAUUUACUAUCCUGCAGAAAUCUUUCUCUUUCUCUGCUGCUCUGAGGUGCUGAUGCUCGACAGGCCCGCUGCUGAAAAACCUCCCAAUGCUCAAAUAAAUGAACAUCUCUACUGAA
Danio aesculapii is the source of this 2193-nucleotide messenger RNA. It is a transcript of the gene ccni, whose product is annotated as cyclin I. The record is from RefSeq and is a predicted model, not a curated record. Gene Ontology annotation, biological process: regulation of cyclin-dependent protein serine/threonine kinase activity; mitotic cell cycle phase transition. Gene Ontology annotation, molecular function: cyclin-dependent protein serine/threonine kinase regulator activity. Gene Ontology annotation, cellular component: nucleus; cyclin-dependent protein kinase holoenzyme complex; cytoplasm. NCBI's taxonomy places the organism in Eukaryota, Metazoa, Chordata, Actinopteri, Cypriniformes, Danionidae. The transcript has 7 exons. Bases 289 to 1356 code for a protein of 355 amino acids.